Tarenaya hassleriana is the source of this 775-nucleotide messenger RNA. RefSeq names its product CASP-like protein 3A1. The transcript is spliced from 3 exons. NCBI's taxonomy places the organism in Eukaryota, Viridiplantae, Streptophyta, Magnoliopsida, Brassicales, Cleomaceae. The record is from RefSeq and is a predicted model, not a curated record. The coding region runs from base 36 to 599 and encodes 187 amino acids.
ACAUAGAGCAUGCACCGUCGUCGGAUGACGUGGAAAUGGCCGUGAAAGAACCAACGGAGAAUGACGUCAUCACCAUCGGAAGUUGCCGGAAAAAUGACGUGGCAAUGGUGGUGAUGAGGGUGAUAUGCGUGGCGGCGGCGGCGGCGGCUGUGAUGUUUAUGGUCACUGCCCGUCAGACUAGCGUUGCAUCUCUCUAUGGCUUCCAACUUCAGCUCCACUCUGUCUGGUCUCUCUCGGAUUCACUCGUAUAUCUAGUCGUCGUCUCAUCAGCGACUGCGGCUUACUCGUUGCUCCAACUACUCAUAAGUGGAGCAAGACUCGUGAAGAAACGCCCUGUGAUUCCGACAAGACACCAAGCCUGGUUCUGCUUCGCUUCAGAUCAAAUAUUCGGGUACGCGAUGAUGAGCGGAGGAUCGGCGGCGCUGGGAGUGACGAACAUGAACAGGACGGGGAUAAGACACGUUCCUCUUCCGGAUUUCUGCAAGUCCCUUGACCGCUUCUGCGACCGUGUCGCUGUCUCCGUCCUCUUCUCCUUCCUCGCCUUUCUUCUCCUCUCCGCUUCUUCCUUCCUCGACGUCUUUCGCCUCUCCCGAACUUGAAACUACGUACCAUCGAUCUAAAAACUUGUCGAGAGUUAACGUAAUUCUAGAGUCUUACGAAUUCAAAUCUAUUGUAUUUUGGUGUAUUUUCUUUGGUAAUAUAUGUUUAUCCAAGUUGUUUGUGAUUUCAUCAUGGAUGCGUCUAGAAUCCGAUAAUUAAUGUUUUUUUGUUUGGU